GAAGAGAAGAAGAAGACGAAGACGACUAGCGGAAGUGUGUGAGCGGUUGUUGAGGCAGACAGCGAGCAACAUGGUGUAUACAGCGAAAAUUGGACCUUCUGUUUUGAGCAGCGACCUGUCGCAACUCGGGAGAGAAUGUGAGAGAAUGAUGGAGUGCGGUGCUGACUAUCUGCACCUUGACGUUAUGGAUGGACAUUUUGUACCAAACAUCACAUUUGGACAUCCUAUGGUGGAAUGUUUACGAAGUUCUAUUGGUCCUGAACCAUUUUUUGACAUGCAUAUGAUGGUGUCCAGGCCAGAGCAGUGGGUGAAGCCCAUAGCAGCAGCAGGAGCCAAUCAGUACACUUUCCACUUGGAAGCCACCACCAACCCUGGCAACCUCAUCAAGGAAAUCAGAGAGAGUGGCAUGAAGGUUGGUCUUGCCAUCAAACCUGGAACAACUGUUGAAGAAUUAGCACCAUGGGCUAGACAGAUCGAUAUGGCUCUUGUCAUGACAGUAGAGCCUGGCUUUGGUGGUCAAACGUUUAUGGAAGAUAUGAUGCCAAAGGUGAGCUGGCUAAGAAGUCAGUUCCCUUCUCUGGACAUUGAAGUGGAUGGAGGAGUUGGUCCAGACAGCAUCCACAAAUGUGCAGAGGCUGGAGCUAACAUGAUUGUGUCGGGCAGUGCUGUGGUGGGUAGUGACGACCCCCGCUCUGUAAUCGCCCUCCUCAAAAAUGUUGUAAUUGAGGCAAUCCAGAAACGUUCUUUGGACCGCUGAUCAUCUUGAUGUUUUAUCUCAGUCUGUUUUCAGUCACCACUGAAAGUUGUUUGUAGAGAUUCUGAGAUUGAGUUUUUAUAUACAAAUGUGUUAUCGAAUGUUCAGUGGUGCCUCUGAAUGGGCAUGACCUAGUGCAGGAUGUGCCAAUGCCGCAUUUGCACAUCUAGAGACCAUGAGAACUGCCCCGCCAAGAUUCUUGUUUGGAUACAACAGAGGUUUUCAGCUGUAUACCGCCAUCAAGAACUGCUUAUGUUCAGACAGAAUGUAUCUUAUCUUUCUCCUUUCAGUGACAACAAUAUGACCAUUCCUCUCUAAAUGAUACAGUUGUUCUGAUUUAAAAUAUUUUGCCUGAAACCAAAUUACAGCUUAUUUUUUGUUUCAGUCAUAGCACCUAUCAUAGAGUGUGUGACAGGGAAAAUGGUUACACCAUUGAUGAUAAAGCUGCUAAUAACUAUUUUAUUAUGGGUUCACUGUUUUCAAGUUGUGACUCAAAUACUGUAUUACUCAUAUACUAAUUUACUGCAGAUCAUGACAGUUCAAAUGAAUUUUGAUCAUUUAUUGAACAUUCCAUCAGCCUGUUUUUCAAGAGGACUAAAAGCUUUAAUCAAAAGA
Molecule: messenger RNA, 1369 nt
Organism: Myxocyprinus asiaticus (Chinese sucker)
Lineage: Eukaryota; Metazoa; Chordata; Actinopteri; Cypriniformes; Catostomidae
Product: ribulose-phosphate 3-epimerase-like
Exons: 6
Coding region: 71-757 (228 amino acids)
Biological process (GO): pentose-phosphate shunt; pentose-phosphate shunt, non-oxidative branch; carbohydrate metabolic process
Cellular component (GO): cytosol
Molecular function (GO): D-ribulose-phosphate 3-epimerase activity; metal ion binding
Source: RefSeq, a predicted model, not a curated record